Molecule: messenger RNA, 946 nt
Organism: Alosa alosa (allis shad)
Lineage: Eukaryota; Metazoa; Chordata; Actinopteri; Clupeiformes; Clupeidae
Product: proteasome subunit beta type-9
Exons: 6
Coding region: 226-879 (217 amino acids)
Cellular component (GO): proteasome core complex
Molecular function (GO): threonine-type endopeptidase activity
Source: RefSeq, a predicted model, not a curated record
AUUUUCUGUUCAAUCCGGAAAAGAAUGAGAUAGGUUAUACACGAGCUUGUUGGCAAUGUUUAAAGCAAUACACUACUCAAAUUAUGCUUAAAGUCUAUAUUUGUCACGUCUGAACGCGUUGUAUAGCCAAUUUCAGGGCAUUUCUGUUUCUGUUUUGUUAUUCAAGUGGACAGGCAGAGGGGAGAUAUUCCAUUGAACGGCAUAGGCCACGAAUUAUUGAAGAACAUGUUGGAAGAAUUCACUGGACCGGAUUGGCUGUCGGAGGAAGUUAAAACUGGGACCACGAUCAUAGCUGUGGAGUUUGACGGAGGAGUGGUGCUAGGCUCUGACUCGCGCGUUUCUGCAGGUGCAUCAGUGGUGAACCGAGUGAUGAAUAAGCUCUCCCUCCUUCAUGAUAAGAUCUACUGUGCCCUGUCUGGAUCUGCCGCUGAUGCCCAGACCAUUGCUGAGAUUGUCAACUACCAGCUGGAUGUGCACAGUGUUGAACUGGGGGAAGACCCUCUUGUUCGCUCUGCUGCUACCCUGGUAAAGAACAUCUCCUACAAGUACAAAGAGGAACUGUCUGCACAUCUCAUUGUUGCGGGGUGGGACAGGAGAGGAGGGGGACAGGUAUUUGUGACACUGAAUGGCCUCUUGUCCAAGCAGCCUUUUGCUGUGGGUGGCUCUGGCAGCUCCUACAUCUAUGGGUUUGUGGACGCUGAGUUUCGGAAGAGUAUGAGCCGCAGAGAGAGUCAGGAGUUUGUUGUGAAUGCUCUGACACUGGCAAUGAGUCGAGAUGGUUCUAGUGGUGGUGUAGCUUACCUUGUCACCAUUGAUGAGACCGGCACUGAGGAAAAAUGUAUUCUUGGCAACGAGCUGCCAAAGUUCUUUGACCAAUGAAUAGAGACUGUACAUAGUUUGCAUUUGAUCUAAUAAACCAGAGGAAAUAAACUUUACAUUGGUUUGA